CUCAGGCAAUCCACCCACCUUGGCCUCCCAAGUGCUGGGAUUACAGGUGUGAGCCACCACACCUGGCAAUCCCCACAUACAAAGGUACAUGAAAAGUAGAGUAGAACUCUGAGCACUGUUCUAAAUGCUCAUCUUCAUGUAAAUCCUAUACAGUGUGAUUUUACAUAGGAAGCAGCUGAGGCAUGGAGGGCCACCUGGGCAGUAAGUGGUGUAGGCAGAGAGAAGUGGGACUCCAACCUGUCCCAUUCCUGUCCCAUCUCCUGUCCUAUGUCUGUGCUACAGUGUGUGGCCCUUAGCAUCAGAGAUCUGGGUUCUAGUCCCAGCAUAACCGUGGAUGACUUAACCUUUCUGACUCCUCAUCUGUGACAGGAAGACAGACAUACCAACCUGCUAGGGCUCAUGUGUGAAUAAAGCUCUUAUAGUGGUGCCUGAUACAUGUUAAGUGCUGAAAGCUUUGAGCUGCUGCUGGGCAACCUAGUGUCUGUGUGGACUUUAGAGCCAGAUAAACCUGGGUUUCACUCCUGUGCACUUACAUAUGACUUUGUGACCACCAGCAAGUAAACUUAGCCUCUCUUAGUUGUACUUCGUCUGUAAAAUGAGGACAUACAAUAAUUUUUACAUCACAAGUUGUGAGGUAAAUCUUACGCAUAAGCACUUAAAGAUUUUAAGGUGAGAGACCUGCCGCAGUCUGGCUCCUAGAGAAUAAACACCAGAAGCCCUUGCAUUAGUCAGGACUCCUAGGAUUGGCAAGAGCCUGUCAUGCUGCUGAUGUCUCCAUGCUUUCUGUGCUCAGAACACCCACGAUGGGCACCCCAGCCUCUGUGGUGAGCGAGCCGCCACCCUGGCAGGCCCCGACUGAGGCCCGGGGCCGCAAGCAGGCCUCAGCCAAUAUCUUCCAGGACGCCGAGCUGCUGCAGAUCCAAGGCUUGUUUCAGCGUAGUGGGGACCAGCUGGCUGAGGAACGCGCACAGAUCAUCUGGGAGUGUGCAGGAGACCACCGUGUGGCAGAGGCCCUGAAGAGGCUGCGCAGGAAGAGGCCCCCACGGCAGAAACCCCUGGGCCGUUCACUACACCACUGCAGCCGGCUCAGAAUCCCGGAGUCCCCCUCUGCAUUGGGCGACCCACAGAGUAGUGCCACGGAGACAGCUUCCAGUGAGCAGUAUCUGCAUACCCGGAGGACAAGUGCUAGGAUCCGCCGGAACUGGAGGAAGCCAGGCCCCACAAACUACCUCCACCAAAUCAGACACUGAUCCAGGGAGAAGGCCAGAAAUCAAAGGCACUUUCACCAAAAGGCCUGGGGAAGUGAAGGCGGAAGAGACUUAAGGCAGGCAUCCUCACGUGGGUAUAUAAAAAGGAGAGACCACCGCCACUGGCUUGCUCAGUUUGGAACAGCACUGGAGGCUUCCACCAGGCUGUUAUAUGGGACUCAUUCAUCAACAGAAUGAAUAACAGCGUCUGUUCCUGCCUCAGCCUUUCCCAAUGCAACACUAUACCUGGGCUGCAUGAAAUUCCCCCAGGAGUCAAGUGCCGAGCGCUCGGACACAGCACCUCACCACUGCUGCUACUGCUCUGCUGCUACUACUGUAACCCAUGGUCCCACAGCUGGUCCCAUGCCCCCACACCAUCAAGCCAGCACAGGGAAACUGUAGUGUUUAAGUGGCAAAUAAAAGCAAUUGCAUCAA
This is a messenger RNA of Otolemur garnettii (small-eared galago), 1682 nucleotides long. RefSeq names its product arginine vasopressin induced 1 (gene AVPI1). Bases 777 to 1250 code for a protein of 157 amino acids. The record is from RefSeq and is a predicted model, not a curated record. NCBI's taxonomy places the organism in Eukaryota, Metazoa, Chordata, Mammalia, Primates, Galagidae. The transcript has 2 exons.